AUGUCUACGACUCUUCACAACAAACGAGUUCCGGCUCUAGGACGUCUCUGGUCCAUGUUUGGCACGGGAUCAUGGGACCGGAGCCCUUCAAACCCCAAGCUCAAGUGCGACGAUGACGACGAGAAUUCCUCCAAGUCCCUGACUCUUCAACGACCCCUUCUCCCCGCCGGAAGUGUCAUGGGGAACAUAUCCACCGUGAUCUACCUCCUCUGGGAAUUCUCCAAGAACGACAUCUUCACCUUUUCUCUCCCGUGCACCAUCUUCGGUGUUGCGCUCUCCCUCGCCAAAGAAGCCACAACCACCCCUAGCACCCCCUCCCUAGGCCAAGUCCUCUCCCGACUUCCCGCCAUCUGUCUCUUCCAGCUCUACAGCCUCCUCCUCUUCGACCUCGCCAACCAGCGCCACCCCAUCGCCGUAGCCGAGGACCUCAUCAACAAGCCGUGGCGUCCGAUUCCCUCCGGUAAAAUCACGUCCGACCAAACCCGCCGCUUAUUCCUCUGCUUGGUCCCCAUCGCCAUGGCCCUCAACUACGCCCUGGGCGUCUGGCACGAGGGUCUGCUCGUCCUCAUCGUCAUCUUCGUCUACAACGACCUCGGCUGUGCCGACGAGCCCGUCUUUCGCGACAUCUUGCUCGGGAUCUCGUAUGGCAUCUACCACGUCGGAUCACUACGAAUUGCGCUCGGACUGGGACAGCAUGCCCAGAGAGAAGCGGGAAUCAACGUUAGCAUGGCGGAUGUCAUCAGCGCUCGCGGAUAUGCGUGGACGGCGAUCGUUAGCGCGCUGAUUGCCACUAUGAUUUCUAUCCAGGACUUGAAGGACCAAGAUGGUGAUCGGGCGAGAGGAAAUCGCACGACUAUUCCACUGUUGAUCGGCGAGACGGCGUCGCGGUAUCAGUUGGCGGCGACGGCCCUAACGUGGGCGGUCGUGGGAGUCGUGUUUUGGAAGACGCCGGUGUGGUACGCCGCGCCGUUUGUUGGGUUUGCUGGAUAUAUCGCGUGGAGGCUGCUGGCAAGGAGGAAUAAGGUCGAUGAUGAGGUCACUUGGAGGAACUGGUGCCGGUGGACGAUGAUGGUGUACUCGUUGCCGGCGGUGAGUGCGUUGAGUCAGUGA
Molecule: messenger RNA, 1110 nt
Organism: Sordaria macrospora k-hell
Lineage: Eukaryota; Fungi; Ascomycota; Sordariomycetes; Sordariales; Sordariaceae
Cellular component (GO): membrane
Molecular function (GO): transferase activity, transferring alkyl or aryl (other than methyl) groups
Source: RefSeq, a predicted model, not a curated record